This is a messenger RNA of Eurytemora carolleeae, 510 nucleotides long. Its product is annotated as apolipoprotein A-IV-like. The record is from RefSeq and is a predicted model, not a curated record. Bases 1 to 510 code for a protein of 169 amino acids. NCBI's taxonomy places the organism in Eukaryota, Metazoa, Arthropoda, Copepoda, Calanoida, Temoridae. The transcript is spliced from 2 exons.
AUGAAGAUAAAGAGGAGGAUACAGAAGAAGAGGAUGAUAAUGAAGAAGAAGAAGAGGAUGAAGAAAAGGAUGAAGAAGAGGAUGAAGAAAAGGAUGAAGAAAGGGAUGAAGAAGAGUAUGAAGAAUAUGAUCCCAGAAAACAGGACUCAGGACAAGCUAGAACAAUCUAGGACAAGCUAUGCAGACAAGCUAGAACAAUCUAGGACAAGCUAUGCAGACAAGCUAGAACAAUCUAGGACAAGCUAUGCAGACAAGCUAGAACAAUCUAGGACAAGCUAUGCAGACAAGCUAGAACAAUCUAGGACAAGCUAUGCAGACAAGCUAGAACAAUCUAGGACAAGCUAUGCAGACAAGCUAGAACAAUCUAGGACAAGCUAUGCAGACAAGCUAGAACAAUCUAGGACAAGCUAUGCAGACAAGCUAGAACAAUCUAGGACAAGCUAUGCAGACAAGCUAGAACAAUCUAGGACAAGCUAUGCAGACAAGCUAGAACAAACCAGAACAAGCUAG